AUGGUGGAAUCCAGUGGCCACCGGAGCACCACCGCCCUCGUGGCCGGCGGGUUCUUCCGCGUCCCGGGCCUGUUCGUGAGGCUGAGCAGCAGCAAGGGAGGGGUGAGCAAUGCCGUGAACGCCGACUCGGUCUGGAGCCCGACCUCCCCUCUGGACUUCAAGAGCCUCAGGUCCAGCCCGCCGAGGGUCUGCCUCGGCCUCGUCGACGCCCUCACCGCCGACGACGAGACCGGUUCCAUGCAGUUCGGGGCCAGGGGCUCGUUCCUCGACUCCAUCAAGCCGUUCCUCGAUCUGGCGCUGCUCAAGGCGGCGGUGUGCGGGAACAAGGCUGCUGCUGCCCCUGCCUCGUCGGCCGGCGUCGCCGCCGCAAGCCUGGAUGAGGCGAACGAGUACGCCGACUGUGAGGAGUACACUUGCGUCAUCUCGCGCGGGGCCAACCCGAGGACCACGCACAUCCUCGCCGGCGAGACGGUGGAGGCGGUGCGCAAGCAGGGCGAUGUAGGUGGCUGCAGGAAGGUGAUUUUCAGCAUCGAGUCACUGAGCGACCAGCAGCCGUCCACGUCCUCGUCGCCGGCGGCAACCGCUAGCGUUAGCGUCGCGUCCGGCCGUUGCUGCUGCUGCAUGAAGAGGCUGCAGGAAGACAUGGACAUCUUCAUCUACCUGGGAGAGAAGGCUUUCUGCAGCAGCGAGUGCAGGAAGGGGUACAUCGAGGAGGCGGCGGAGGAGGACCUCAUGAUGAUUCUGGAUCCUGCUCUAAAUCUUUGA
Messenger RNA from Miscanthus lutarioriparius, 765 nucleotides. The record is from the annotation of a GenBank genome assembly. Lineage: Eukaryota; Viridiplantae; Streptophyta; Magnoliopsida; Poales; Poaceae.